Messenger RNA from Chrysoperla carnea, 577 nucleotides. RefSeq names its product probable 28S ribosomal protein S16, mitochondrial (gene mRpS16). Bases 82 to 474 code for a protein of 130 amino acids. NCBI's taxonomy places the organism in Eukaryota, Metazoa, Arthropoda, Insecta, Neuroptera, Chrysopidae. The transcript is spliced from 3 exons. Gene Ontology annotation, molecular function: structural constituent of ribosome. The record is from RefSeq and is a predicted model, not a curated record. Gene Ontology annotation, biological process: mitochondrial translation. Gene Ontology annotation, cellular component: mitochondrial small ribosomal subunit; ribosome.
UCUGAAUUAUCGACAUUUGUUUGCACACCGUUCUUGAUUCUAAAAAAUAAUGAUUUAAUAUUAUUUUUCCUAUUAAACAAAAUGAUUAAAUAUUUAGUACCUUCCAGUGGAACUGGAGAAUUUUUCAAACGUUCUGCAAAAAUAAUCCGUUUUGCACGAUUCGGAUGUACAAAUCGGCCCUUCUUCCACAUAGUAGUUACAGAGAGGCGUAGAGAUCAACAUCAACCAGUUAUUGAACAAGUUGGUACAUAUGAUCCACUUGUAAAUCAGUAUAAUGAAAAAUUAGUAUCAUUAAAUUUUGAACGAAUACGGCAUUGGAUUGGGCAAGGUGCUCAUAUUUCACCUCCGGUUGCUGAACUUUUAGGAUUAUCUGGAUUUUAUCCGAUACAUCCGCGAACAUAUAUGACAGCUUGGAGAAAUCGUAAACAGAAGAAAGCAGAAACGGAAUCUAGCACCGAAUCUAAGAAGGAAUAAAUGCAAAGAUUAUGUUUUUUGUGACUGUUAAUCGUUUUAAGAGUAAUCUUAAAACUUCGUUUUUUUUUGUAAAUAUUUUCACAAAGUUUUUAAUUUUUCUGUG